This is a messenger RNA of Aegilops tauschii subsp. strangulata, 771 nucleotides long. Its product is annotated as protein FAR1-RELATED SEQUENCE 5-like. Lineage: Eukaryota; Viridiplantae; Streptophyta; Magnoliopsida; Poales; Poaceae. Gene Ontology annotation, biological process: regulation of DNA-templated transcription. The record is from RefSeq and is a predicted model, not a curated record.
AUGCCGUUGGGAGUCUUCGUGGGAGUGAACCAUCAUCUACAGAGCACCAUAUUUGCUGGUGCCCUCGUGCGAGAUGAAACAAUACCGUUGUUCGAGUGGGUUUUCAAAACAUUUCUGAGGUGUAUGAACAACAAGCCGCCAAUCUGCAUGCUCACAGACCAGUGUUCUUCGAUGAAGGCAGCAUUAAAAACUAUCCUCCCAGAUACACUGCAUAAGUUGUGUCGGUGGCAUAUCAUGAAGAAGUACAAAGACCACCUCGCCUUGCUGUAUAAGGUGCACGAGAAACUCAAGGAUGACCUCAGUGCGGUGCUGAACCACCCACUAAUGCCGUCAGAAUUUGAACGAGCAUGGAAGGACCUCAUUCAGAGAUACAACUUGCAAAACGACGAAGUGAUGAAUUCGCUGUGGGAUGACAGGCACGAGUGGAUCUCGACUUACUACAAGGAAAUUUUCUGUGCUCGGAUGACUUCCAUGCAGAGAAGCGAGAGCAUGAACCGCAUACUGAAGAAAAACUUUGUCAAAGAGAAGCAUGAUCUCCAUCUGUUUGCUCAGCAGGUGGACAAGUGCAUUCAGACCAGGAAGGCCGUCGAGCACGCAGAGACAGUAGCAAAUGAGUCAGAGGUAAAGACAACAACCCAGUUUGGGUUCGAAAUUCAGCUAUCAAAAGUGUAUACAAGGGCAAUGUUUGCAGAUUUCAAAGAAACACUCUACCAUAGCACUACAUUCAGAGCAGAACGGUGCCCUGAGAACCCGACAAAGUGCGACUCCUAG